This is a messenger RNA of Octopus sinensis (East Asian common octopus), 2512 nucleotides long. RefSeq names its product U4/U6 small nuclear ribonucleoprotein Prp3. Gene Ontology annotation, cellular component: U4/U6 x U5 tri-snRNP complex. The transcript is spliced from 20 exons. The coding region runs from base 144 to 2138 and encodes 664 amino acids. The record is from RefSeq and is a predicted model, not a curated record. Gene Ontology annotation, biological process: mRNA splicing, via spliceosome. NCBI's taxonomy places the organism in Eukaryota, Metazoa, Mollusca, Cephalopoda, Octopoda, Octopodidae.
AGCAAUUUCUAUUGGUCAGUCGUGUAAAGAACAUCCAAUGAAAAGUUCCCAAACAUUGCAGGCUGUUUUGUAAGUCGGAGCCGGUCUAAAUUUUUCCUGACUUGAUUAAAUCACACAACGACACACUUGAAGAACAGUACAAAAUGUCUUUGUCACGCAAAGAACUGGAAGAUAUGAAGGGGAUUAUGGACAAAACAGUCCAGAAGUUUCUUGGCUUCAGUGAACCUGCAGUUGUGACAGCAGCAUUGAACUGCAUUGACAAAGGUUACGAUAAACGAAAAACUGUAGAUAAAUUAUCAACCAUCCUUGAUGAUCAGGCUCCACGAUUUACCGAAAGACUUUUUGAAGCGUGGGAUGACUACAAAACCAACAGCAAACAACUAAAAACUAAGAAGCGCAAGGAAGUUGAAAAGCAAGAAAACAUUACCGAAACAGUGAUUAGGAAACGCAGACGUUUUAUCGAUGAUGAAAACAUUAAUAUUCCUGGACCAGGAAAUCCAAGCCCGGGACAGCUUACUGCAGAUAAGGUCAAAGAAAUGAUGGCCAAUGCCCAAAGAAUGAUACAAGAGCGCAAAGCUCAGCUCAGUAUACAUACUCCGAGUGUACCACCAGGAGUCGUGGGUAGUGUGGAUUCUAUUUCUUUGUCUGCGCAACCAUCACCAUCACAGACUCAACAGCUGAUGAACGAUGCUGUGGAGAAAGCUAAGCGUGCUGCUGAACUUCAAGCCCGGAUUCAAGCUCAGUUGACAGGUCUUUCUACAGGAGGAACAAACAUAGCACUUCCAGUCGCACAGAAAAAUAUCCAAGCUUCCAAACCAACACCCCUAAUUCUUGAUGAAGAAGGUCGAACAAUUGAUGCGAAAACAGGUCAAGCCAUCCAACUGAAACAUCACACACCAACUUUAAAAGCCAACAUCCGAGCCAAACGGCGAGCGCAGUUCAAAGGUUUGAUAGAGAAACCUCCUGAAGAGAUCAGUGAGAGUAGAUUCUUUGAUGGACGACUAAGUUCUAAGGCAGCACAACGACCCAAACGAGGUUUCAAGUUCCAUGAGCAGGGAAAAUAUGAGCAGUUGGCACAGAGACUACGUACAAAGGCACAAUUAGAAAAAUUACAAAAUGAAAUUGCACAAGCAGCUAAGAAAACCGGGAUUGCCUCUGCUGCUCGAUUAGCUACCAUAGCACCAAAGAAAGAGACGCGUGAAGGUGACAUCCCUGAUGUUGAAUGGUGGGAUGAAUAUAUUCUCGUCAAUGGCAGCUAUGAUUGUAUCACAUCGACAGUGGAUAAUUUAACUGAAAGCUGGAAAGAUGAAUUUGAUGGCAUCACAAAUCUUGUGGAACAUCCAACCAUGAUGAAACCACCAGCUGAACCUGAAAAAGAGAUAGCCAUUCCUGUUUACCUCACAAAGAAAGAACGUAAAAAGCUACGGCGCCAAAACCAAACAGAAACGCAGAAAGAACUACAGGAAAAAAUUCGAUUGGGUCUUGUGCCACCUCCUGAACCGAAAGUACGUAUGGCAAAUUUGAUGCGGGUGUUAGGAACUGAAGCUGUCCAAGACCCAACCAAAGUUGAAGCUCAUGUCCGUGCUCAGAUGGUGAAACGGCAAAAGGCUCAUGAAGAGGCAAAUGCUGCUCGUAAACUAACUGCUGAACAGCGGAGAGAAAAGAAAAUCCGAAAGAUCAAAGAAGAUACAAGUCUAGGUGUUCACGUGUCUGUUUUCAGAAUACGAGAUCUCAGUAACCCAGCUCGAAAGUUCAAAAUCGAGACCAACGCCAAUCAGUUAUUCAUGACUGGUAUUGUGGUUCUUUACAAAGAUUGCAACGUCGUGGUUGUCGAAGGAGGUCCAAAACAACAGAGGAAAUUCAAACGUUUGAUCCUCCAUCGGAUAAAAUGGGCCGAAACCCAGCAACACACCAAGGACGAGGAUGAUAGUGAUUCAGAGGAGGAAUCUGCCAAGACCAACAAAUGUACAUUGGUGUGGGAGGGGACAACGAAGACACGUGGCUUUGGUGAAAUGAAGUUCAAGGCAUGCCCAACAGAAAGUUUUGCUCGGGAACAGUUCCGCAAAUGUGGCGUGGAAUUUUACUGGGACUUAGCUUAUAGCAGCAAUGUAUUUGAAGCUGCUGGUGAAGAAUUAUGACAUCGUAAAUACUGUCAUAUCUUAGAACUACUACUAUUACUACUACUACUACUGGCUCCUGUUACCGUUCCAAAGACUGUAACAGUUUAUAAGCCAUUGACUAUUGUAGUCACCAUCUUGCAAACUCAGUGCUUUACAAGAGGAGAGAGAUGAAGCGGUGUAAAAAAACUGUUUCCAGCCUGUUUUUAAAAAAAAAUUCAUCUGUCUCUGUUCUUUCACUGACACAAAAAGAAAACAUUAUUAGCAAAAUUGAAAGCAAUAAAAAAAAAAAGAGAGGCAGAUGUUUUUAGUCUGUCUUCAAAUUGUUUUUGUUUAAAAUCUGUUUUGAAUUGGAGACUGAGUUGCGAAGAAGGAAUGGUAAAGAAAGAAUGAAG